CUUUAUAAGUCAUGGUACACAUCAGUAUAAAAGAUUUUUUUGGAAACGCUUUAAUAAAAAAUCAUUUGGCUGUUCAUGGUGUUGCCAACUUAAGCUGACUAUUAUUUCUUAAUUAUAUCCCCCUAGCCUAUGUCGCAACCCCUUUCGGCAGGCAUUUUGUUUGGAAUGUUUUAUUUGUUUUACUACGUUAAUAUUUCACACGAAUUAAACGAGAAAUUAUGGAGGUUAUUUUUGAAAUAUGCGAUAUUAUAUCGAAAACAACUUUUGGGUUUAUUAACAAGUAAAACUAAAAAAAAUUUUAAUUGUAAUAUUUUGAAGUCAAAAAUCGACUAUACUUCUAUGUUAAGGACCACUCUGUAUAUUUGGUUUGUUUAAAACGUAGACUAGGUUAUAGUAGUCACUUCUAUUCACAAUUCUGCCCGGAUAGUUGGUCAUUAGCCACUUCCAAUCUUCUAAACCUCAAAGUUGUAUCUGUCAAAAUUAUAAAAAUGUCAGGUUUUUAUUUGAACAUAUUUUUAUGAUCAAUUAAUGUAUUUUAUAACACGAAAUAGAAAAUCUUUGGUAAAUUUAUUAGUGAGAACCAUGUCAUUUAAAUAUCCAGAAGCUCUAAGAGACGAGUCUAUCAAAGACAAUUAUUUUGGAAACGAGAUUAUCGAUCCAUAUAGAUGGCUAGAGGAUCCUGAUUCAGAAGAAACGCAAGCCUACGUGAAUGCACAGAAUAAAAUUACCAGGCCGUUUUUGGAAGAUUGUCCACACAAAAGUCAAAUCAAAGAGAAGAUCACUAAUUUGUGGAAUUACCCCAAAUUCUUUGCACCUCAUCGACAUGGGAAAAAAUAUUUUCAGUACCGAAAUACAGGUUUACAAAAUCAAAGUGUCAUCUUUGUUCAGGAUUCUCUUAAAUCGGAGGCAAAAGUAUUCUUAGAUCCUAAUACUCUUUCUGAAGAUGGAACUGUGGCAUUAUUAGGCACUGCAUUUUCGGAGGAUGGAUCAACUUUUGCCUAUGGUAUAAGCACCAGUGGAUGUGAAUGGCUUGAUAUAAAAUUCAGAAAUGUAGAAACUGGUAAAGAUUAUGAUGAAACCCUUAAAAACGUCAAAUAUUCACCAAUGACCUGGAUGCAUGAUAAUAAAGGAUUUUUCUAUGGGGGUUAUUUACACCAAACUGGUAAACUAGAAGGCACUGAAACCAAAUCUAAUGAAAACCAAAAAUUAUAUUAUCAUAAGUUAGGUACUAAUCAAUCUGAUGACAUUAUGGUUGUCGAAUUUGAUGAUCAUCAACUAAGGAUGGGAGCUCACGUAAGCCACUGUGGUAACUAUUUAAUUGUGACUCCAAUAAAGGGCUGUAAAGAUAACUUAUUAUAUUUUGCUAAAUUCACAAAAGAUAGAUCUAUCACAGGAAAAUUGCAACUAACUCCUGUUAUUACAGAACUGGAUGCCGAUUAUGAGUAUAUUACAAAUAUGGAUUCAAAAUUCGUAUUUCGUACUAAUAAGAAUGCUCCCAACUACAGGAUUGUUGUAAUUGAUUUUGAUAAUCCCCAAGCAGAACCUAACUGGGUGAAUUUAAUACCAGAACACUCUAAAGAUGUCCUAGAUUGGGCACAUGUCAUAAACAAAACCAUGCUUGUUGUGUGCUACCUGAGAGAUGUUAAGAAUGCUAUGAGUAUAUACAAUGCAACAACUGGUGAAAAAAUGUAUGAUUUCAAAUUGGAAGUUGGAACCAUAUCCGCCAUUACUGGAGAACGCGAUCAUGAUGAAAUGUUUUAUAGUUUCUGCUCAUUCUUAACACCAAAUGUCAUUUACAAGGUUAAUUUUGAUGGUGAAAAAAUUAAAGAAACGGUCUUUCAUGAAACGAAAGUUGGAGAUUUUGAUGCUUCAAAAUACGAGACUCGGCAAGUUUUUUAUAAGAGUAAAGAUGGAACUGAAAUACCAAUGUUUAUUGUAAAUAAAAAGGGAAUGGUUAAAGAUGGGUCAAAACCAUGCUUACUAUAUGGCUAUGGUGGAUUCAAUGUUAAUUUAACACCUUCAUUUGGGCUUAGUCGAUUGAUUUUUAUAAACAACUUUGAUGGUAUUUUCGCUUUAGCCAACAUUAGGGGCGGAGGGGAAUACGGAGACUCUUGGCACAACGGAGGUAGAUUUGGCAACAAACAAAACUGUUUUGAUGACUUUCAAUGUGCCGCACAAUACUUAGUCAAGGAGCAGUAUACUUCGGUCAACAAACUAACUAUACAGGGCGGUUCAAACGGUGGCCUUUUGGUUGCCGCUUGUAUCAAUCAAGCCCCUCAAUUGUUCGGCGCCGCCAUUUGCCAAGUGGGCGUCUUGGACAUGUUACGUUACCACAAAUUUACCAUUGGUUAUGCCUGGAAAUCAGAUUACGGGUGUUCCGAGGAGGAGGCACAGUUUAAAUACCUCUAUAAAUAUUCACCGUUGCAUAAUAUUCGUAAACCUCAAGACGAAUCUCAACAGUAUCCUGCUACAUUACUAUUGACAGCCGAUCACGAUGACAGAGUUGUGCCAUUGCAUUCACUGAAGUUUAUAGCGGAAUUACAGUACAAAGCUGGCAGCUCGCCAUACCAAAAAAAUCCGCUUCUGAUACGGAUAGAAACCAAAGCAGGACACGGGGCAGGAAAACCGACAUCGAAAAUCAUCGAUGAAAUUGUAGACUACUUCGCGUUCAUAUCUAAAACAUUGAACCUAAAAUUCAUCGAAUGACGAUUAAGAACCAUUUAUUCAAAAAACCUCAAGGAGUACCUCAUUGCUAUUUGUGUAUGUGUGUUGUAAUUAAAAAUUUUAUAUUUCUUCAAAAUUCAGAUGUAUCAAAGUUUUGCCGAAGAAGAAUCAAAUACAUUUUCCUUAAAUUU
Psylliodes chrysocephalus is the source of this 2855-nucleotide messenger RNA. The record is from the annotation of a GenBank genome assembly. NCBI's taxonomy places the organism in Eukaryota, Metazoa, Arthropoda, Insecta, Coleoptera, Chrysomelidae.